This is a messenger RNA of Ylistrum balloti, 4035 nucleotides long. RefSeq lists its product as uncharacterized. The record is from RefSeq and is a predicted model, not a curated record. The coding region runs from base 185 to 3040 and encodes 951 amino acids. The transcript is spliced from 12 exons. Lineage: Eukaryota; Metazoa; Mollusca; Bivalvia; Pectinida; Pectinidae.
GAUUGAGAUCAUCAGGUGACCUUUCAACUUGGAGGAGAGUGUGAUAUAAUACAAAAAUAUAUAUCACAGUGCCACCUUGUGUUGAGAUCAGGGAACAAUUCCAGGUUCAGCUACCUCGGAGGUGAAGUUGGGGUUGCCAUCUGGCGUGUGAAUCUUUCAAGAAGAGCAGAAAUAAACUUGUACCAUGGUUGGACAGAGAGGCAACCGUGGAGGUGGCCGAGGAGGAGCGUGGGGAAACGACUCGGACAUGGGAGCCAUGAUGGGUGGCAUGUUGGGAGGGACUGGGUACGGUGCGCAGGUUGACACCGGUAUGUAUGGUCAAGGAGGGAAGAAACGUACGUACAAUGAGUCUCAAGAUGGUUACUCUAUGUCAAAUUACUAUGAGAACACUUCUUCUACAUCUACUGAUCCCUAUUAUCGUGGGAUGGAUCCUCCUUCAUCACGAUAUGUAAAGACCGAGCCUACACAGCAGCCAGACCAAUAUGCAUCCUACUAUGAGAACUGGGAUUCAGGCUAUUACAACCAGGGUAAUGAUCCCCAACCUGGCUACUCUGACUACGGCGCCAAUAAUUCCCAGCAGCAGCCCGGAGGGUACAACCAGUCCUCAGACUUCUCACAAGACGUUGACUUCCCCCCUAACAAUGGAUCCAACUUCAACAAGGUGUAUAACAAGAACCAACAGAACUGGAACAAACGAGGUGGAGCUCGUGGAGGUAGAGGGCAGCAGCAACAGCAGCAGUCAUGGGGGCGAGGUCAGGGGAUGCGUGGUGGCCGAGGAAAUAACCGUGGAAAUCAAGGUGGCAUGAUGGGUAAAAGAGGCCAGCAAAAGCCUGGUUUCCCGCCUCAGAGAGCAUUCUCUGGUCCCAUGCGUGGUAACAAGCGGGGACGUGGGGGUAAAGGUGGUAAUGCCAUGGUACCACCUAUUCAUAGUUUGGCCAAAGUUUCUGUCCCUGAUGUCACAAAGAUGUCCAUCGCUGAGAAAAUUAGGAGGUUUUGUCUCUACCUGCAGGCAGAAACCAAUAAGGUCAAUUCAAUACAAACAAUAGAGAAUGCACUGACAGGGAGUAAGCUGGGUCUGAAGACUCAGUAUGAGGUAGAGGAGUUAAUGCGUGUUGCUGGGCGUUGGAUGUACACUGGUUACCUCAAACUGGACGGCAUCUUUCUAACGCGAUCAGUGGGGGCGAACAAAAAGGAAGUCAAACAUGAUGUUUACACGAAAGGUCUUGACCUCCUCAAAUCAAAGACAGUGGCUGAAAUAUUUGCUCUAAAGGAUCCAGGGGUGGAAGCAAUCAGAGCUGAGCUGACCAGCAGUUUGGAAGUGAAGAAGGAUAGUAUUGGGAAGACGGAGUCUAUACAGGUGGCCAAACAGGCUAUGGAGGAGAUGACUAACACAUUCAGCAGUAAGCAUGAUGGCUUUGAUAAGUUGAUGACAUACCUGCGUCAGAGCAACAACCUGCCCGAGUCCCAGAUCUCCUGCAUAGAGCAAGGUAUCUCUGCAUCUCAUUGUGGACUCACACACACAUUUGAUGGCCAGAUGGUGAGGCUUCCCACUGGUAAACUUUUCUUCAGGGGCUCAUUAACCAUUGCUGAGGUUGUUGUUGCAGUUGGAACUGGCUACAAGAAAAAGGAGGCCAAGGUACAGACUUAUGAAAAAGCUUUGGAGGCUUUGAGGACCAAGACGAUCCCCCAAAUCCUGAAGAGUGUACCUGAGGCAGAGACAGUGACUGGAGCCGUCCAGGAGAAAGUGCCAGCAGUUCCAGAGAAAGAUCGCAGUAGUCAGACUCUACUGGAAAAGAUGACAGAGAUAACGCAACUCAUAAAGGAGGCACAGUUCCGGGACAACAACAUCAAUUACCUGGAUGUUACAGCCAUUCACUUGGGCUUUACUCCCACUUGUAUUUACAGAAAACUUGAGUCUGAUGGUAACAAGUCAAUGAUCUCCUGUGAGUUGUAUCUGGAUAACAUACUGAUAGCUACAGGAGAGGCGGAGCGCCGUAAGGAGGCCCAGGUAGAGACCUAUAAUAGUGCAUGGGAUGUUUUGUGUACAACAGCACCUGACUACAUCUUAAAGGAACACAAGCGCCUCAAGGCUGGUGACCAGGAUGAUCCAAGUGUGAUGGACGUGUGGGUCAAAGGCUCCGGUAAACCAAAUGCUAACACCAACAUGCCAGGUCUCAAACGCAACAAGAUGGAUCCAAAUGAGGCUUGGAAAACUGUAGAUGUGAUUGUUUUGAUGGAGCAUGAGGAUUGGAGCUUUGAUCGACAGAGGCAAGCCUUCUGUAUACUGAAUUACAGCUCCACCUUCAAUGGCAUGCUUCUCCAGUGGCAGACGGAGCAUGAUGGCAACAUGUUCAAGUCAACAAUAAAUCUACAACAGAAAACAAUAGGGGAGGCCUCAGCUCUUGGGAAAAAUACGUCCAGGAACCUUGCCGCUGCAUGUGCUCUCUUCAAAUUAUAUGAAACACAAAAUGUCAUUAGGAUUUCACGUCGAGAUGAUACAAAGUUAUGGGUGGAGUAUUCCGAGAUUAAGAAAAGGGCAGAAGCAUUGAGAGUGGCAAAUGGAGCACCAAAGGAAGAUGAGGUAGCUGGUACCACAUCAGGGGAAGGAGAGGAAAAGCCGUCUGUACCUGCCAACAAGUGGGUCAUCCAGGUGGCUGAACAAAUGAUCAAGCAACACACAGAAAAACAGACACUUGAUGAACUUAUCUUUGGUCCAGGUAUGCCAUUCAGUGAAAGUAAGGAAGUACGACAGAUAGCACGGGACUUGGAUCUAAAGCAUGACAUCCGCCAACAAGAAGGUCAAUCCUACCUCAUCAUACACAAGAGGAUGACUCCACAGGAGAUGGUUAAGAUUCUACAGAAUAACAGCUCUCAGAGUGGCAAAUACUCUCUAGUAGAGAGGAGUACUUUGCCAUCCUAUCAGGACCUCCUGCCAGAGAUAGAAAAACAUGAAGCCAUGAGGAAUACAGCCAACACUGAGGCUCCUGGCAAGAAGAAAAUUAAAAAAGAAAAUGUAACAUAUGAUGAAACGAAUUCAUGAACAAAAACUUCAAUAUUUUCAGAAAAGUCACCUUUCAUUUGUAUUCCAUCUUGCUUAAAUGACAAAUAACACACCUGCGUCAACGGUCUGCAUUUUCCUAUAAAACCUUGUAACUGUAGGAUCCGCUAUACUUUUGUACUGCUGUUGACUUGAAAUGAAGUGUUUUAAGGUACAAAAGAAGGAAAGAACACGUGGAUCAACUCCUCAACCUCAUGGUUGAAUGAUUUUGAGAAUCUCAAGUAGUCAGCAGUAUUCUCCAGUAUUAUUUUAUAGGCCAGUUUAGGGGCCAGGAUUUAAUGGAAAAAUUGUUGGAAAUUAUCUGGAAUAGUACUAUGUAUAUUUGAAGGUCUUUAAAUUAUUGAUCAUGUUGUCAUUUUGAAGUUUUGAUGCUUAAUUCUUUGACUGUAUUUGUCCAACUAGUUCUUUUCCAUCUUGUGGUUGUUACCCUGAUACGAUAUUGUUUGUAAUUUUACUUUCAAACCAUUAAAAGUAUAUAUAGUUCUCUCUGGGUUAAGGCCAAAAUUACCCUGAGAUCUUGCUUUGGCUGUAAAUUUCAGCUUUUUUGUUUCUAAAUUGAUGGAACAAGAAGUGUGCAGUUUGCUAACAUGGGGAACUGUCAAUGUCUAAAAAAAAAAAAAAAAAACUUCAGUGAUAAGAUACGAAAGGUAGAAAAAGAAAGUUCAAUGAAAUCAGGAUGAACAAAUUAAGACAUACAAAAAAAAAUACUGUGAUGACUUAUUUUUAACUUUUAGUGUCCGAUAGAAACAGGAAUUCCAAUACAUUGAUAUUGGGAAUAUGUUUUAAUAGCAGUUUUAUUGUGAUGAAGAACCUUUGUAAGAUAUAUUAUGAUGAAGAACCUUUGUUAGAUAGUCAAUGUAUUGUCACAUUAUCGUUUAUUUUCUAAUGCUACACACAGCUUGUCAUGAAUAAAUUAUGUUGUCAAAAUUGUUUGUAAAUGCAUUGAUACAAGGAUAAUAAAUGAAUUCUUGAUCUUA